This is a messenger RNA of Fundulus heteroclitus (mummichog), 2284 nucleotides long. RefSeq names its product glial fibrillary acidic protein (gene gfap). Gene Ontology annotation, biological process: intermediate filament organization; regulation of chaperone-mediated autophagy. Gene Ontology annotation, cellular component: cell projection; intermediate filament; cytoplasm. Gene Ontology annotation, molecular function: structural constituent of cytoskeleton. Bases 31 to 1380 code for a protein of 449 amino acids. Lineage: Eukaryota; Metazoa; Chordata; Actinopteri; Cyprinodontiformes; Fundulidae. The transcript is spliced from 9 exons. The record is from RefSeq and is a predicted model, not a curated record.
UGCACCGAGCGAGCUUAUUCCCCCCCAAGUAUGGAGAGCCAGAGGGUCCAGUCCUCGUACAGGAAGCGCUUUGGGCCUCAGGGCGGCUCAGGCUCCAGGAUUGGAAGCCUGUCUUCCAACCGCCUCUCCUGGCAUGGCACCCCCCGAACCGUCUCCCACUCCAGCCCCAUAUCCAGGGUCUCCCUGGGCUCCGCCAGCACGGCCCUGCUGCUGGGGAGCCCGGUGGACCGGCUGGACUUCUCAGCCGACUCCCUGAUGAAGGCCCAUUACAAAGAGACGCGCACAAACGAGAAGAUGGAGAUGAUGGGCCUGAACGACCGCUUUGCCAGCUACAUAGAGAAGGUGCGCCUGCUGGAGCAGCAGAACAAGAUGCUGGUGGUUGAGCUGAACCAGCUGAAGGUGAAGGAGCCCAGCAGACUGGGAGACAUCUACCAGGACGAGCUCAGGGAGCUUCGGCGGCAGGUGGACGGCCUCACCAAUGGCAAGGCUCGGCUGGAGGUGGAGAGGGACAACCUGGCCGCCGAUCUGGCCACGCUGAAACAGAGACUGCAAGAUGAGAUCACGCUGCGGCAGGAAGGAGAGAACAGUUUGAACACCUUCAGACAGGAUGUGGAUGAGGCGGCUCUCAAUCGAGUCCAGCUGGAGCGAAAGAUCGAAGCCCUGCAGGAGGAGAUCAACUUCCUCAAAAAGAUUCACGAGGAGGAGAUGCGUGAGUUACAGGAUCAGAUCGUGGCCCAGCAGGUCCAUGUUGAUCUGGAUGUUUCUAAACCAGACUUAACUGCGGCUCUGAGAGAAAUCAGAGUUCAGUACGAGAAUAUGGCCUCCUCCAACAUGCAUGAAACAGAGGAGUGGUACCGGUCCAAGUUUGCUGACCUGACAGAUGCAGCCACUCGAAAUGCAGAAGCCCUGCGCCAAGCUAAGCAAGACGCUAAUGAAUAUCGGCGUCAGGUCCAAGCUUUGACCUGCGAUCUGGAUGCUCUUCGUGGCACAAACGAGUCUCUGGAGCGCCAGCUUCGGGAAAUGGAGGACCGCUGUGCCAUGGAGGCCGCUGGGUACCAGGAUACGGUGAGCCGUCUGGAGGAGGAGAUCCAGGCCCUGAAAGAGGAGAUGGCAAGGCAUCUGCAGGAGUACCAGGAUCUUCUCAAUGUCAAGCUGGCUCUGGAUAUCGAGAUAGCCACCUACCGGAAACUGCUGGAGGGAGAGGAGAGCAGGAUCACCAUUCCGGUCCAGAGCUUUGCCAACCUGCAGUUUAGAGACACCAACCUGGAUACCAAAACCCCAGAGGCCCAUGUGAAGAGGAGCAUCCUGGUCCGAACUGUGGAGACCAGAGAUGGGGAGAUCAUUAAGGAAUCAACCACUGAGCACAAAGACCUUCCUUGAAUUACAAAGUCCAGUUUCCUCAUUAUGUCCUCAAACACGUUCUGAGGCUUCUGACUUAAUUAGCCCAUUAUUUUCAUUGCAAUCCCCCAAGAUGGCUGUCUUUCCAUUAGGCCCCGCUUUCUAAUCGAUGUAACUGUUUUACAACACACUACCAAAUAACGUACUUUCAGACUAAAAUGUCCAUUUUAAACCUGGUGCGUUCCUACUAGCAACCUGUAACCAUUUUUACUAAGAUGUACAAAUUUGUCGUAGCUGACGAACAACGAUUGUUUUCUGCAUUGGUUCCAGUCAUCUGUGGUAGAAGAGGCCUUGAAAUGUAGUGAGUGUGUUCACCUAAUAUGUAGCGUUGUGGAGGUUGACGUGCGGCUACGUGUAUGUGAGACGUGGCGGGCAGGAGGGAGUUCUUGGUUUGUAAACACGGAAGUUGGAUUCAGGUAAGAAACGUGGAGAUGAGUUUAUGUCACAGCAGCUUUUGGCAGAACGACAGCUGAUAGCCAACUGGUGCUAUUAUUUUUUUUACUUUAGGAACUUCAUCCAUGUCCUUUAUCUAAGGGCCUGCUCAUCUGCUUGUUUCUUUUUUUUUUUAACCAUCUAACAAGCUACGGCUGGGGCAGAUUAAUUGGACUGUUUUGCUCCCUGAGGCGCAUGUGUAAAGAUGAGCAACAUACGCAAAGUGACGCAUACUGUUAAUUAAGCAAGUUCACUUUUUCCUCCAGCAGCUUAAAUUGUGCCGUGUUGUGUUUGGCACUCGGGAAGAGGAAAAAACUCCUAACGGUGCUUCAGAGUGAAUAAUCCUAAAUAUCAGCCGUCAAAAAACAGGAGCAGUCUCUUUUAAUCAGUCAGAGGAGCUAAAAUUAGACCUCUUCUCCACUGCAUCAAGCAUCCUUGAAUGCUUCCUGAUAAA